Messenger RNA from Sardina pilchardus (European sardine), 3906 nucleotides. RefSeq names its product ATP-binding cassette sub-family C member 12-like. Lineage: Eukaryota; Metazoa; Chordata; Actinopteri; Clupeiformes; Clupeidae. The record is from RefSeq and is a predicted model, not a curated record. Gene Ontology annotation, biological process: transmembrane transport. Bases 1 to 3906 code for a protein of 1301 amino acids. Gene Ontology annotation, cellular component: membrane. The transcript is spliced from 29 exons. Gene Ontology annotation, molecular function: ABC-type transporter activity; ATP hydrolysis activity; ATP binding.
AUGAUCCACUUUCGCUCGUCAUCAGGGUCCCAUCCUUUGGACAAUGCAGGGUUCUUCUCUCUUGCCUCAUUUGCCUGGAUGACGCCCAUAAUGUGGAGACUUUCCCAGAACCGUUUGGACCGAGCCUCUCUGUUCCUCUCGCCGCACGACGGAGGCAGCAUCAAUGGAAACCGGAUGGAUCAGUUAUUGCAGGAGGAGGUGUCUCGUGUGGGACUGAAGAAAGCGUCUCUGGGGAGGGUGGUGCUGCGCUUCCAGAGGACCCGCCUCAUCCUCUGUGCCAUUGCUUCCUUCUUCCUGACGGGGGCGCUCUUCUUGGGGCCGGCUGUGUUGAUGCAUGCGAUGUUGAGCUAUGUGAAGACUCCAGGUCAGUUCUCUCUGAGCUAUGGUUUGGCGAUGUCCUUUGCCCUCUUCAGCUCAGAGUUCAGCAGAGCCUUCCUGCUCUCGCUGUGCUGGGCCAUCAACCUGCGCACAGCCACACGCGUCAAAGCAGCCCUCUCCGUGCUGACCUUCAGGAAGGUCAUCGACAUGCGCAUCACCACCAGUGUGUCUGUGGGACAGAUCGUUAACAUGUUGUCGACGGAUAGCUACCGGGUUUUCAAGGCGCUGGUGUACAGCCCCAUUCUGCUCUCUACCCCACUACUGCUGCUGCUUCUCAUCUCUUACUCCUGCUACGUCCUCGGAUACACCGCCCUCAUCGGAGUCUCCGUCUACCUGGCCUUCAUCUCCAUACAGUUUUGUACUGCCAAGGUAAUAAACAUGUUCCGGAGGAAGGUUGUCGUGGUAACGGACAGCCGGGUGCGCACCAUGAACGAAGUUCUUAACUGCAUCAAAUUCAUCAAGAUGUACGCCUGGGAGGACUCCUUUGAGAAGAGGAUCACAGAAAUCCGUAAGAAAGAGAGGAGCCUGCUCCAGAAGGCUGGUUAUGUGCAGAGUGUGAAUGCUGCUAACUCAGCCAUUGUCCCCACCCUGGCCAACAUCCUCACGUUUGUCAUACACACACUCCUCGGACUCCCACUGGACCCCUCCACGGCGUUCACCAUUGUAGCCAUCUUUAGCUCCAUGAGUUUAUCUCUGGGGUCGUUGCCUGACCUUCUCAAAGCUUUGGCGGAAGGCAUCGUGUCACUUACACGACUCAAGAGGCUGCUGUUGCUGCAGAACCCUGAGUCCUACCUGACCCAGAGGAAGGGGCUGGGAGCGGCUCUGGUAAUGGAGAACGCCUCCUUCUCCUGGAAGUCACCUGACAGCUCACCUGAGAGCACAAACAAUGACACACACACCUCAGAGAACAAACCCACCCUCAGAAACAUUAGCUUCACCCUACUGAGGGGAAACCUGCUAGGAGUGUGUGGCAAUGUGGGAAGUGGAAAGACAUCACUCAUAUCCAGCAUCCUAGAACAGAUGUACCUGCUGAAGGGGUCUGUAAUGGCGGAGGGGACAUUUGCCUAUGUUUCCCAGCAGGCCUGGAUCUUUCAUGGAUCCGUGAGAGACAACAUCCUUAUGGGAGAGCCUUUCAACCAGUGCCGGUAUAAUGAAGUCCUCAGUGCAUGCUCCCUCAUGCCUGACUUGGCCAUACUCCCAUACGGGGAUAAGACUGAGAUUGGUGAGCGUGGGCUGAACCUGUCGGGCGGUCAGAAGCAGCGGAUCAGUCUGGCCCGAGCGGUCUACUCUAACCGGGACAUCUACCUGCUGGACGACCCGCUGUCUGCUGUGGAUGCUCACGUGGGCAAGCACAUCUUCGAGGAGUGUGUGAAAAAAGCCCUGACAGGCAAAUCCAUCAUCCUGGUCACACACCAGUUACAGUAUUUGGAGUUCUGUGACGAUGUGCUGCUCCUUGAGAAUGGGGAGAUUAAGGAGACGGACACACACACAUUUCUGAUGAAGGCUCAGGGCCGCUACGCUCAGCUCAUCAACAACUUCCAGCUGAAGCAGACACAUAAGGAAAUUACGAAAAUGCCAACUGUGAUUCCCAAGAUGACUGCAGACAAACAUGAGGCCAACGGAGUCAUCAAUCCCACCUUUGACAUGUCAGAUGAACAAGAGAAAGGAGAAGACACUGGACACACUGCUGAUAAGACAGAUUCGGAGAACCAGCUGGUCAAACAGGAAGUCACUCAGGAAGGAUCAGUGACAUGGCAAACAUAUCACCAGUACUGUAAAGCUGCGGGAGGUUAUGUUCUGUUCUCUUUUAUCAUGCUGAGCUUUGCUUUGCUGGUUUUGACGACAAUCUUCGGCAACUGGUGGCUAGGUUACUGGCUGGAACAAGGAUCUGGGAACUGGACUAACUCCACUGAUGGGGGGGUCUCAGCAGCAGACGUCUCCCUGAACCCUGACCUCCAGUUUUACCAGCUGGUCUAUGGCCUCUCUGUGGUUGCCAUGGUAAUCUUCAGCUUUAUCAAAGGCUACUCCUUCACCAAGGUGAUGCUACGUGCCUCUUCUAGACUCCAUGACACCAUGUUUCAUAAGAUCCUCUUCAGUCCGAUGAGUUUCUUUGACACCACGCCCACGGGCCGCAUAAUGAACCGGUUCUCCAAGGACCAGGACGAGCUGGACUCGGGUCUGCCCUUGAACAUGGAGAACUUCCUGCUGCACUGCCUCAUCAUCACCUUCACCAUCGUCACCAUCGCCGCCGUCUUCCCCCUCAUGCUCGCUGUCCUGGCCGUGCUCGGACUAGUCUUCGCCCUCAUCCUCUAUAUGUUCAAGCAGUCCGUACUUGAGAUGAAGCGCUUGGAGAACGUGAGCCGCUCACCGUGGAUCUCUCUCACUACCUCAGUCAUCCAGGGCCUCAGUACUAUACACGCCUAUGACAAGAGAGAGCAAUACAUCGAGCUAUUUAAAGACAAGAUGGACACCAACUUGACCCACUUCCUGCUAUUCAACUGUGGCAUACGUUGGCUUUCCUUCUGGCUGAACGUCAUUUCUGUAUCUUUUACCCUGAUGGUGGCGCUGUUCGUGGUGCUCAGUCCAGACACCAUCAGCCCUUCUAUGAAGGGCCUGGCUCUCUCCUGCACCAUACAGCUCACAGGGAUGUUGGAGAAUGUUGUGAAGUUCAAUAUGACACUGGAGGCCAAACUCACCUCUGCCGAGCGACUGAUGGAGUACAUCACGGGUUGUGUAUCAGAGGCUCCACGGCAGGUGAAGGGGGUUCACAUUCCAGAAUGCUGGCCCCAGCAAGGUUCCAUCACCUUCAAGGACUACAGCAUGCGUUACCGUGACAACACCCCCGUGGUGCUCAACAACUUGCGCUUCACUAUCUAUCCCAAGGAGAAGCUCGGCAUUGUGGGAAGGACCGGAUCUGGUAAAUCGUCUCUAGGCAUGGCACUGUUCCGCCUGUCUGAGCCAGCAGGGGGCACUGUGAUGAUAGAUGAGGUGGACAACAGUUCCAUUGGCCUGCAGGACCUCAGGAGUCAGCUGUCCGUCAUCCCUCAGGACCCAGUGCUCUUCCGUGGAACAGUCAGGUAUAACCUGGACCCGUUUGAUAAGUACAGCGAUGAGGAGAUCUGGCUGGCGCUGGAGAGGACCUACAUGAAACCCAAGAUUUCCAAGCUGUCUGAGGGUCUGGAGGCCCCAGUAGAGGAAAAUGGAGAGAACUUCUCAGUGGGGGAGAGACAGCUGCUGUGUAUGGCCAGAGCACUGCUGAGAAAGUGCAAAAUCUACUUGCUGGAUGAGGCCACAGCCUCUAUUGACUCAGAGACGGACUCUCUGGUGCAGCAGACCAUCCGGGAGGCCUUCAGAGACUGCACCGUCCUCACCAUAGCCCACCGCAUCAACACCGUCCUGGAAAGUGACCGCGUCCUCGUUAUGGACAAUGGACAGGUGGCAGAGCUGGACCCUCCAGAGGUUCUGAUGCAGCGGCCAGACUCUCUGUUCUCCUCCCUGCUGGCAGCGGCCAACCGGGUCAACGCGUGA